AUGAGCAAACCGGUCUUUGCUGCCCCGCCUGGCUACACAGUUGAUCUACAGAACCCGCAGAGGUCGGGCGAAGCUGCAAAUGUCUGGAUUGGUGCGGUUGGCAUGGUGGUUGCUGCAGCGUUCUUGAGUAUUCGGAUCUACACCAAAACGGUUUUAGCAAAGAACUUUACUGCUGAUGAUGGAUCACUUCUAGUAGCAUGGGCCUUCUCCGUAGCUAUUCAGAUCAUCAUCAUCUAUCAAUACGGCAAUGGCACACUAGGCGUCCACAUCUGGGAACUCACUGGAUAUGAGGUCAACACAUCAAUUAAUCUUGUCAGUGUGACAGGUAUCCUGUACUGUCCUUUCUCAGCUUGCGCAAAACUUUCUCUGCUCUUCUUCUAUCUCAAGCUCUCACACCUGCGCUGGUUCCGACUCUGCGUCUACGGCAGCAUGUUUGUCGUUGUAGGGUACAACAUCGCAAUCGUAUUCCCGCUUGUCUUCUCCUGUACACCGUUCAUGAAAGGCUACGACAUUACCAUCACAGAGGGAUAUUGCCUCGAUCGCACACCACUCUACAUGGCAACGGCUGUCUUGAACAUGAUCACAGAUAUCCUAAUACUCGUCCUACCAAUACCGAUGAUUGUCAGGUUGCAAAUGCCAAAGGUGCAGAAGGCGGGACUUAUCUGUAUAUUUGGAGUAGGCUCUGCAACAUGCGUCACCAGCGGUAUCCGCCUAUCACUUCUUUUCCCGAUGCUGAAAAAUCCCGACGUACCGUGGGCAGUCGUCACACCUGGUAUAUGGAUCCUCAUUGAAUCCAACCUCAUCAUAAUCACCGGCUGCCUCCCUACAAUGCGCCUCUUUUUCCGGCAUGUCGCCCCGCGCCUGAUUGGCGAAUCCUCGAUCGGAAGUCGCUCCCAGAAACCUGGCACAGGAUACGGCACAGGAUACGGCACCAACUCAGCACACCUUGCGUCAGAGCUGCAUACCAUGAAAUCUGCGCGCACGAGGACGUACAACCGCAUGGAGAACGAGGAUAACGUGAGUAUUGGGAGUGAUGAGCGGGUCGAGGCCGGGUGGUAUGGUGAUGCGAGUUCGGCGCGGGCAAUCAUUCCGCUGGAUGGGAAAGGCAUUGUGAAGACAGAGACCACCGUCAUCAGGUCUGAGAUUGUGAAAGAAGAUGGGAAGGAGAGAGGGGAUUGGUAG
This is a messenger RNA of Dothidotthia symphoricarpi CBS 119687, 1182 nucleotides long. RefSeq lists its product as uncharacterized. The record is from RefSeq and is a predicted model, not a curated record. The coding region runs from base 1 to 1182 and encodes 393 amino acids. NCBI's taxonomy places the organism in Eukaryota, Fungi, Ascomycota, Dothideomycetes, Pleosporales, Dothidotthiaceae. The transcript is spliced from 7 exons.